UCUGAUGCAAGGCUCCCACAGAAGAAGGUGCCGCAGGCGGGAACAGUUGCCUAAGAGGGGACGGAACGGGACAGGCAGAACGGGCCCGCAGGUCUGAACAGGACCGGGAGACCGCCGCUGGUGUGGGCGGGCGGUGAUGCUGACGGCUCGCUCCUGAUCGCUGCUUGGGCUUGUUUCGCAAGUGCGUCUUGUUGCUCCACCUCCAGCGCCUUGAGCUGAGCUCGCAGCCGAGGAAGCGGCAGAGCGCAGGAGAACUGAACCGAGCUCAGCUGAACGGAGAGCGACCAGAGAGAUGGCCGAGAAUAAAGCGGGCCAGAACCUCCAGGCUGGAGCUGGCUUCUUCGCCAAGCGCGUCCAGAAGUCCUUGAAUAGAGCGCAGGAGAAGGUUCUUCAGAAACUGGGCAAAACCAUGGAGACCAAGGAUGAACAAUUUGAACUGUGUUUCCAGAACCUCAACAAGCAACAGAUCGACGGGAACAGGUUGUUUAAAGACGUGAAGGCCUACUAUGCAGCAGUGAAAACUGUGCACGAGACUUCCAAGCGACUGUCCAUGACCCUGAGUGACAUUUACGAAUCGGACUGGAACGGCGUGGAGGACCUUGCUGUCAUUACAGAGAGCGAGGACUUGCUGUGGAACGACUUUGAGGAGAAAAUAAGUGACCAGCUUGUCCGCACCAUGGAGAACUACACGAGCCAGUUUCCUGAGGUCAAGGACCGAGUUGCAAAGCGGGGUCGCAAACUGGUGGACUACGAUUCAACUCGUCAUCACCUGGAAGCUCUACAGAGUGCGAAGAAAAAGGAUGAAGCCAAAAUCACUAAGGCAGAGGAGGAGUUCAACAAAGCCCAGAAUGUCUUUGAAGAGAUAAAUAAUGAGCUGCGGGAGGAGUUGCCUGUUCUCUAUCAGAGUCGGAUCGGCUGUUACGUGACCGUGUUCCAGAACAUCUCAAACCUGCGCGAUGUCUUUUAUAAAGAAAUGAGUGUGCUAAACCGGGAACUUUACAACGUGAUGAAAAAACUGGAGACUCAGCACUCGGGCAAAAAUUUCAUCAUCAAGGGUUUGGAUAGCCUCACAACUGGCAAGUCAAAGAAAAGAAAGUCCUUGGCCAUCUCCAACCCCAUCCCCUGCAACACAGCUUUCCCAGCCGACCACGUCUCCAUCCAUGCCUCCACGCAAAAUGGCAAAGAGGCUGGUUCCACGUCCCCCGUCCAACCGUCUCAGAGCCCUUCUGAAGGAAGCACUGCCCCAGAGGACAGCAGCAUCCCAUCCCAAAGCGUCAGCUCAUCAGACUCUGAUCUCAGCUCCAGCGGCGUAAACACACCCAAGAGGCAGUCUGUGUGUGACAAUGAGAACAACAAGAGCACACGCAGUCAGAGUCCAGAGGACCUGGAGGCCGAGGCCGAGGCUGAGCUCGCAACUAACCUGUCGGAUGACUCUGGAGUCGGCGUGCCAAAGUCUGAGGAAGCCAACCUCGAACUAUCCGGCCCCCCUCAUUUGGCAGAUGGCGACGAUAUGCAGAGUCUUAACCAGGGCGCCGUGAGCAGUCCGCCAUCAGAGGAGGCCAAAACUGAAGCUCCACCAGUUCCGCCCCCCCGCCAGUCCUUUCACUCCACAGACCAGCAGCCUCUGCUACCAGCCAAAGAGCAGGACGAGACGGAAACACCGGGACCAGGGGAUGACUCGAGUUCCCAGAAUCCACCAGGCUUUCUCUACAAGGCUGUGGCGACAGAGAGCAAUGAAGCAUCUGAUGAAGGCCAGCUGCAGUUUGAACAGGGAGACGUCAUCCUGGUGCUAGCUGACACCCAGGAG
Messenger RNA from Fundulus heteroclitus (mummichog), 1807 nucleotides. RefSeq names its product bridging integrator 2-like. Lineage: Eukaryota; Metazoa; Chordata; Actinopteri; Cyprinodontiformes; Fundulidae. Gene Ontology annotation, cellular component: plasma membrane; phagocytic cup; cytoplasm. Gene Ontology annotation, molecular function: protein binding; phospholipid binding. Gene Ontology annotation, biological process: phagocytosis, engulfment; plasma membrane tubulation; podosome assembly. The record is from RefSeq and is a predicted model, not a curated record.